AGACUCUGACAGUUCCAGAACCACAGGACGGGGAUGCGUCCUGACGGGAUCACAAACACAGAGAUGUCCCAUGACGUCACCGUCAAACCGGACGGGGGGAGGGCGGGGGCGCGCUCGUGCGCGGCAGCUGCAGAGAGGAGCGCGCGGCGCUCCAGAGGACGCAGGAUGAAGACCAUGCCGGCCUCCUGGAAGCUGCUCCUGCUCCCGACGCUCCUCCUCAUGACCUCCUGCGGACGCACCGACACAAAGACACUGGAUCCAACCCAGACGCCUCCGGCAUCAGUCCCUCCUCUGGCAGACCUAAAGAGGGAAGUUGUCCUUAAAAGUGAGAAUGUCACUGAAAACAUUGAGCUGCGGCAGCUGGUCAGAUUAUUCCUGGAGUGUUCCCUGACUGCCGAUCAAAACAAACUUCCAAACAUGACCGCUUUCUGGAGCCGAGACGGACAGGAAAUUCCCGACAGCCGUCUGACGGUGGCGCUCGAAAAGGAACAGUACGGCAUCCAACGACUGUUCAAUAUCACCAGUGAGGAAAAGGUGGGAACAUACUCGUGUGUGUUUGAGAAUAAAGUCCGAGCAGACUUUGUUUUGGCCACUCCACGCUUCCGCGAGAAACGAGAUAAGCCCGUGGUCAGCUACGUGCACGAUUUCGUGGUGCUGCCAUGCAAGAUGGAAGGUAGCGAGAACGAAUCCCUCACCUGGCUCUGGUUUAAGGGGAAUGAAACCCACAAGGAGCGAAUCUCUGCUCAGCCGGAUCGCUUCGAGAUCCGCAGCCAAAACCUGACCAGCAGACUCAAGUUGAUCAACCUGACCUUCGCCGAUGCCGGCUUUUACUACUGCGCCGCCGUGUACGCCGUCGGUUCCACAAUGAACCCCAUAAAGCUGAAGGUGAUCACCUUCUGGGAGCCUCUGAAGCCCUUCAUAGCCAUCCUGAUCGCGGUGGUGCUUUUGGUCGUCGUCAUUUUUCUCUGCGAAAAACAGCAGUCCAAGAAAAAAGUGACAGAAGGAAAUGAAGAGAAUGUCGACCAAAACAACAUUAAGCUGCAGGAAGAAGAAAAGGGAGCAGAAGAGGGUUCUUCAAUGAGGCAUCGCAAAGUUUAAAAGCUGAUUUCAAACAGAUUGCAGCAGAUUCCGUGUCUGACCUGAAGAGGCUCAAAGCAAAAACUGUAGGAAUGACUGUCUUCACACCAAAGCAUAGCAGCAGCAGACACUCUUUACUCAUCAGCUUCACUCUUCAUAUGUUAGUCACGCACAUCCUGAGAGGAAACCACUUCUUACUUCCUGUGUUUGGGCACCUGAGCGUGCACACCUCCACUUUAGGAACCGUGCAAAAUUCAAAGCAUCUUCCAGCUUCUGGAUGCCUUUAAUGGUUUGCUUGCAGUGCCUUAAAAUCCAAAAUCCUCUGACACUUUUGAACUCGUCCUGCUUUUCAACACACUGUGUUCCCCUCAACAUCAGAUCCACACAUAUCCAUCCUGUAAUAUGCAAAUAUUUCACAGUUUCACUGAAUCCUCAUCUAGAACAGAUGCUUAACUUAACAAAAAAUAACAUGUAUUUCAUGAGUGCAGCAAUAAACAGGAGUUCAGUUUACCCAGAAAUCCAAUAAAACGUGAUUUGACCUGAA
This is a messenger RNA of Oryzias latipes (Japanese medaka), 1621 nucleotides long. RefSeq names its product embigin (gene emb). Gene Ontology annotation, biological process: cell-cell adhesion. Gene Ontology annotation, molecular function: cell adhesion molecule binding. The record is from RefSeq and is a predicted model, not a curated record. Gene Ontology annotation, cellular component: cell-cell junction; plasma membrane. Lineage: Eukaryota; Metazoa; Chordata; Actinopteri; Beloniformes; Adrianichthyidae.